UCCUGGGCACAUCCAUCGCAGGCUCAGUGUACGGUGAAACCAGAUCAGUUUUCUUUUCAACACAGUUUUAAACAGCGACGCGGGUGAUGGAAUGCCUUUUCCGUUUGCGGGUGACCCUCUCCACGCAGAGUCUACGCAGGUGCUGACAAAAUGUGGACCAUUGAUCUAAGAAUUCAGCAGCGUGGGGAUUCUAGUAACUCAGAGCUGACACAUUGUGCCUGUACAUCUUCUAUUGGGCAAUGGAGGGACACCCAGGGAACUGGUCUGCCCUGCACAGAAAGUCUGUGAGGGACAAUGGUGCCUUGCUGGGGAAUGACAGCCGCAGGAGAACCACUGGGCAUGUGCAAGAGCUGUUUCAUGAGGAUGCACAAGUAUCCCAGGCACAGGGUCAGCCCUGGUGGAAGGUGCAGCUGUUUGUUUGGGACCCUGUGCUGUUCGGGACCUGGGAUGGGGUCUUCACCACCUGCAUGAUCAAUAUUUUUGGAGUCGUUCUCUUCUUGAGAACUGGGUGGCUUGUGGGCAACACUGGUGUUUUGCUUGGCAUGCUCCUGGUAUCCCUGGUGGUGGUGGUUGCCUUGGUAACCGUGUUUUCGGGACUGGGAGUGUGUGAGCGCUGUCGAGUUGGAAGCGGUGGAGUGUAUUCCAUGAUUUCGACAGUCCUUGGAGGGAGAGUAGGAGGGACAGUCGGUCUCCUCUACGUCUUUGGACAGUGUGUUGCAGGUGCCAUGUACAUCACUGGCUUCGCAGAGUCCAUUGCAGAGGUGCUGAGCCUCAGCAAUAUCUGGGCUGUCCGGGGGAUUUCCAUGGGAGUGCUGCUGGGGCUUCUGGGAAUUAAUCUCGCCGGGGUCAAGUGGAUUAUCAGACUCCAGCUGCUCCUGCUGGCCGUGCUCGCUGUCUCCACACUGGACUUCGUCGUGGGGACGUUCUCUCACUUAGACCCAGCGCAUGGCUUUGUUGGGUAUUCAGAGGAGCUGCUCCGUAACAACACCCUACCAGACUACACCCCUGGAGAGUCCUUCUUCUCUGUGUUUGGGGUGUUCUUCCCUGCAGCCACAGGUGUGAUGGCCGGGUUCAACAUGAGUUCAGACCUCCAGAAGUCAGCGAUCAGCAUCCCAGUGGGGUCCUUGGCUGCCAUCGGUGUCUCGUGGUUCCUGUACUUGGUCUUUGUGUUCCUGCUGGGUGCCAUUUGUACGAGGGAGGCGCUGCGAUAUGACUUCUUGAUAGCAGAGAAGGUUUCCUUGGUGGGGUUCCUGUUUCUACUUGGACUGUACAUUUCCUCCUUGGCGUCCUGUAUGGGUGGUCUGUAUGGGGCGCCCAGAAUCCUUCAGUGCAUUGCACAGGAAAAAGUGAUACCCAUCCUUGGCAUCUUAGGACAAGGGAGAGGACCAAAUAAGACACCAGUUGCUGCCAUUUGCUUAACAAGCCUCGUCACAAUGGCGUUCAUCUUCAUCGGCCAGGUUAAUGUCCUGGCCUCUAUAGUCACCAUUAACUUCAUGCUGACCUACAGCAUCAUAGAUUACUCCUACUUCUGUGUGUCAAUGAGCUAUAACCUCCAGAUGAAACAGAGGAGGCAGCUACCCAAGGAAGAGUCCAGAACUUUGAUCUACAGCAGGCAUUCCUACUAUGGAACAGAUGGUAUGCAGAACUGGAGAAACGGGACCUUGCUGGAAUUCACAAAGGACAUGGACCAGAUAUUCCAGCCUGUAUACCCUGACGCGGAGAACAAUGAACGAGAAAAGAAAGAGAAGGAAAGUGAAUUAAAUCAGAAGAGCAAACCGUGGGGAACGCGGAAGCCGGCCAAGCAAACGUUGAGGGAUAGUUUUCGGCUGGAUUUGGACAGGUCUGCAGCCUCGGUUAAAGAAUGUGCCAAGACCUCCGACACCGAGUCAAUGAACUGCAGUGAAGCCGGUGCUGCUGCUAAUAGCUCUCGGGAGGAACAAGACCUGAUGGCACAAGCCUUCGACAGCCAGGAACAACAGCGGGUGUCUGUAGAUCUGGAGUCUGAACCACGAAAUGACAAGGCGGAAUCAGCCUUUCAAAGACAGAGCUCAGCUGACAGGGAUGACUCUCAGGAAGAUUUUACUGCCAAGCAGAGACUUCAGGGAACUGAAAUUCAAGAAACGUCAAUAUCAUUUUACUCCAGGCUCUGCAAUCACUGGGUGUCUUUAGUUGGUGCAAUAAGCUCACUUAUGAUCAUGUUUGUAAUCCAAUGGAUCUAUGCCUUUGUGAACAUUGGUAUGGCAAUACUUCUCUACUUCUACAUUGGAAAAGUGAGCCCUGGUCUGCCUCCAGGAGUAGCUGCACACUUCAGCUUCUUUAAAUGGAUCCAAUCUUCGCUUAAAAACAUAGGAAGGACAGGACCAACCCCUCAAGAGCAGAUUGUCGUGACACCCUCCUUUGCAACAGUUGGCAUGGAGACCACGCAGCUCACUGAGGAGAAUGCAGACUUUGCCUCAAGAGACCGUUAUCACCAUUCUUUCGUCAUCAGCGCAGAGGAAUUGAAUCGCCCGCUCCAUUGAGAAAGAAGUGGCCAGCUUUGUAAGACCUUCUCACACAGGCACCAUUCCCCUUUUCUCAAGCCUGAUUUUACACUGUGAAACUAAAAUAAAGGAAUGGCAACAAUGCUCACACACUGUUUUUUUUUUUUAGUUCACAAACGAAAAAAGUCAUUGUAAAAACUAAUUGUAGAAAAUAUUGACUACCUCUGUGCUCACUACUUUUAACAAAUAAAUGUGACUUUCUCUGUGAUUCUGAUUUUGUAUAAUUUAAUAGA
This is a messenger RNA of Polyodon spathula (Mississippi paddlefish), 2773 nucleotides long. Its product is annotated as solute carrier family 12 member 8-like. The record is from RefSeq and is a predicted model, not a curated record. Gene Ontology annotation, molecular function: potassium:chloride symporter activity. Gene Ontology annotation, cellular component: membrane. The transcript is spliced from 14 exons. Lineage: Eukaryota; Metazoa; Chordata; Actinopteri; Acipenseriformes; Polyodontidae. Bases 240 to 2519 code for a protein of 759 amino acids. Gene Ontology annotation, biological process: potassium ion import across plasma membrane; cell volume homeostasis; potassium ion homeostasis.